Messenger RNA from Osmerus eperlanus (European smelt), 5847 nucleotides. It is a transcript of the gene dtx1, whose product is annotated as deltex 1, E3 ubiquitin ligase. Bases 1045 to 2958 code for a protein of 637 amino acids. Lineage: Eukaryota; Metazoa; Chordata; Actinopteri; Osmeriformes; Osmeridae. Gene Ontology annotation, molecular function: zinc ion binding; ubiquitin protein ligase activity. Gene Ontology annotation, cellular component: nucleoplasm. The transcript is spliced from 10 exons. The record is from RefSeq and is a predicted model, not a curated record. Gene Ontology annotation, biological process: protein ubiquitination; Notch signaling pathway.
CUCGACGUUCUAGUUGCCUGCUUCUGUAGCCAAGGGAACGGUUAAGAUUUUCACGUUCAGCGAGACAUGUGUCCAUGAACCUUUGUGCGUAAUUUUGGACCAGUUUUGCGGUUACAUCGGUUAUUUAUAAUAUGAGCGCAUGAAAGUAAGACAGAUUCUAAAGGGGAAAUAAUAAAGCCUAGCCUACCUCAAGGUGGCCCUGCAGUUCACGUUCGGGAAAUUGUAAUUAGGGCAUGCAAUUGACUGUUUAUACAUAGCAGAGUUCGGAUAAACCGAGGCACGGAAGUAGCCUAUAACAACCUUUUCUUGGACAAAGAGCGGAGGAUUGUCUUGAUUGUUUAGGAUACCAUCUCCAAAAUCUCAUGUAUUCUUCAUCUAAGGAGCUGUAGAGUCGAAGAGGAUUUCUUUCACGAAGAUUUGCAGAUAUAACAUAUAAUUUCAACAGUUUCUCCUACUGCAGUGAGUGAACAUCGGACGAAAGCUUGCAUUAUUUGCGCCUUGUUUUUAUUGCACGGCAAGUUCGGGGACAUAUGCUACCUGACAGACAUCGAAACCCACAGGUCUGUAUGACGACCAACAUCAAGGAAUCAAUGCAAGCUUGGCUGAUCUAGAACAAUAACCUCCGUGUCCAUAUCGCGCCGCAGAGCGUAAAAUAUAUCUGAGUAUCUCGUAUUUGGUGAGCGUUCUACAGAAGUCGGAGUCUGGCUCCCACAGAAGCUUUCCACUGCAAAGCUCAUCAUCUGCCACUUCAAACAUCACCAGCCACAAGAGGAACGAUCCUGCCUUUGGCAUUUCAGAACACGCUGAUCAAAGACAGAGAAACCGCACUCCAGGAAGGACCUGGGGGAGGAUACCCAGUCAGAUGAUCCAGAUGACUCCCGUUUCCCCAAAGUCCACAUGACCAACGAGUACAUAAGCGACUGCUGACACGCCGUUUCUUCUCUCUCUACGAUGUUUCGGCCACUUUGUUGACCCUCCGGGUAGUCGUGGACCUCUGGCACAGCACUUGCGACAGCUAAAACCAGCAGGCACCACUGAGGGCAGAUGGCUCGUCCAGGUUCUGGGGUGCUGGUGUCGGUCAACGGGCUCGGGUACCCCCCUCAGAACCUGGCCAGAGUGGUGGUCUGGGAGUGGCUGAACGAACAUGGACGCUGGAGGCCGUACAGCGCGGCCGUGUGCCACCACAUUGAGAACGUGCUGAAGGGGGACGCCAGAGGGACGGUGGUGCUGGGACAGGUGGAUGCCCAACUCGCUCCUUACGUCAUCGACCUGCAGUCCAUGCACCAGUUCAGACAGGACACAGGCACCAUGCGCCCGGUCCACAGGAACUUCUACGAGCCGUCGUCGGCGCCGGGGAAGGGCGUGGUGUGGGAGUGGGAGAACGACGCCGGCUCCUGGACGGCGUACGACAUGGAGAUCUGCGUGACGAUCCAGAACGCGUACGAGAAGCAGCACCCCUGGCUGGACCUCAGCUCGCUGGGCUUCUGCUACCUCGUUGACUUCAACUGCAUGGCUCAGACCAACCGGCAGAGCCAGCGCAAACGCCGCCUGCGCCGCCGUAUGGACCUGGCCUACCCCCUCAUCAUGGGCUCCAUCCCCAAGUCCCAGUCGUGGCCGGUCGGCGCCAGCUCCGGCCAGCCCUGCUCCUGCCAGCAGUGCAUCCUGGUCAACAGCACGCGGGCCGCCUCCAACGCCAUCCUGGCGUCCCAGCGCCGCAAGCUGUACGGGGGGGCGUCGGGGGCGUCGGGGACGCUCGCCGUGGUGCGGCAGAGCAACACCUUCGCCGGGACGUCCCUCUGGGCCCCGUCGUCCGGGGCGGGGAGCAACAACAACAACAUCAGCAUGGGGGGAGGCCACGCCAAGCCCGAGCAGGUGCCGUUGCCCCUGUCCAGCGCCAACUUCCCCUGCUCCCCCGCGCUGCCCUCCCUUCCGCACGCCCACUCCCACGCCCACGCCAUCAACGGACAGAACAACCUGAACAGACCGGGCACUCAGCGCAUUUCCAUGGGCUCUGCCAGAGGAGCUAUCCCGCCUGGGGUUCCUGCUCUCCCUGUCAAGAACCUGACGGGCUCUGGAGCUGUUCACCCUGCACUAGCUGGCAUGACAGGUAUCCUGAUGUGUGCGGCAGGUCUGCCCGUGUGCCUGACCCGGGCUCCUAAACCCAUCCUGCACCCCCCGCCCAUCAACAAGAGCGACAUGAAGCCUGUACCAGGGGUGACCGGCACCUGCCGCAAGACCAAGAAGAAACACCUCCGGAGAGGAAAAAACCCUGAGGAGGUGGUGCGGAGAUACACGGAGAAGAUAAAAGUAGUCCCAGAUGAGGACUGUACCAUCUGCAUGGAGAGGCUGGUGAUGUCAUCUGGGUAUGAGGGGGUCCUGCAGCACAAAGGCAUCAAGCCAGAGCUGGUGGGCAAGCUUGGCAAGUGUGGCCACAUGUACCAUCUGCUGUGCCUGGUGGCCAUGUACAACAAUGGCAAUAAGGACGGCAGCCUGCAGUGCCCCACGUGUAAGGCCAUCUACGGGGAGAAGACGGGCACCCAACCCCCUGGGAAGAUGGAGUACCAUGUCAUCCCCCACUGCCUGCCCGGCUACCCAGAGGCCACGACCAUCCGCAUUGUCUACGACAUUCCUGCUGGCAUCCAGACCACCGAGCACCCCAGCCCAGGGAAGAAGUUCAGUGCCCGGGGUUUUCCACGCCACUGCUACCUUCCCGACAACGACAAAGGCCGGAAGGUCCUGAAGCUCCUGAUCAGGGCGUGGGACCGCCGCCUCAUCUUCACCAUCGGCACAUCCAGCACCACGGGAGAGUCGGACACGGUGGUGUGGAACGAGAUCCACCACAAGACCGAGUUCGGCUCCAACCUGACAGGCCACGGCUACCCCGACCCCAAGUACCUGGACAACGUUCAGACGGAGCUCUCCGCUCAGGGCGUGGGAGAGGACAACCUGAAGGACUGAGGUGUGGCGUGGGGAGAGUCACCCCCGAGGAGCAUCCUUACCCAUAACCCCCUUCUCCCUCCCAGCAAGGGGCUGGCCGUCUGCAUGAUGGGUCGUCAUCCAACAGGGAACUGUCUGUAACUCCCAAACACUCAAACCAAACAGAUGUGUAGGCAUACGACCAAAAGAAAAACAGCCAGUGACACGGUUGUGAUCAUUGUCAUGGUUCAGUAACACUGUUUUUGCAUAUACCCAAAUAUGGUAACACUGGUCAACUGCUGUCUCUUUGUCCAUGCCUUGAGGAUGUUUAUUCUUGCCAAAUUUUCAAUCUAAUAGGAUAAAGGUAUAUAUAGAAAAAAUAGAUUUAGUUGAAAUGUGUUGAGAUGGGAUUUGAUGAGGAGCGUAGGACAAUGAAGGAGAUGUAUUUGAGAAUGCUUUUUGAAAUGUAUUUGACAGUCACAUGUUUUGGAGUGACAUGUUGACCUAAAUGUUGGAUUUGAAUUGUUGACCGCGUAUCUGCCAUUUUUAAGACAGUUGGUUUGGGAUCCUGAAACCGUAUCAAAGUUUAGUUUAUGGAAUGUUCAUCUAAAAGAUUAGGAAAUUGUGUUGUAUUUUGUGGUUGGUCAUUGUUUAGAAAACUUCAGGAAAUUGUCAAUAUGCAGAAAGUAUUUAAAUUUUAAAUGGUUGGCUUUUGCCGAGUUUAGAUUCUCAAAUUCACACCAAUCCAAACCAGGUCUUUGUUGUGGUUGUUCAAGGAUUUGGUUGUGUUUUUCUUUUUUUAAAGGAGAGGCCUUUUGGCAUGAUUUAAUACAUCCAAACAUGCUGUACUUCUAAGGCGACCCUGAGGAGCGAACAAGCACCUCUGAUUGGCUCUCCCCAAAGCAAGCAGACAGCUGGCAUUCAGCCAGGCUGUCAAACCAAGGCUUCAACUGCAUGAUCCUGACUGAGAGAUACAGAUGAGAUAUGGUGUCUUGCCCUAAACGUUUAUUUUCAUGGGGUACCUUGAAGAGUAUCGUUCAAAGCGGGCGUGAAAUAGGUUAAGCAAGCGUCUCACCGGCCAGUCAGAUGCUUGUUAAAAACUUUGGGAGAGUGUUAAAGCUGAGGCAAGCAGACAGGACUCGUAACACUGCAAGGUGAAACCCAUUUGUUUUGUUGACACACUGAUGAUGCUGACCUCUCUGAAUAAAGCCUGCCUUAUUAACCUCCCUCUGGAGGAGGCUGGGACGCUGGCAUGAUCCAUCACACUCCCUACACGCGUGUGUGUGUGUGUGUGCGUGUGCCCCCGCUGUAGCGUUAACAAACUCUGCCUUAGUCCUUGAGCGGAGAAACCAAACAUGUUUCUCAGUUGAGCGUCCACAUCCUUCUUUGAGAGCGAGCGUCUCCUAAGAGAUCCAUCAUGGACAGAGUUGCCCUCGCGUACAGUCCUCUGAUCUACGAGCCCUGGGCAGGCUGGAGCAGGCGGGCACGGCCCUGUCGAGCACCUCUGGUGCUGCGACCCUCUGCUCAAUGGCCAUCCCAGUCCUCCCCCCCCCUCACUGAAGGGCGCUAGGUGUGAUUCUGAGGUACGAGUCCUUGCCUGUCCCUCCUCAGCCAAGCAGCAGCUUGCUGGCCUGAGAGAGCUGGGUUUGUUGUUGACAAAGUACAGGAUGCUGAUGAUGUUGCUCUGGGAACAGUGGCUCCUUUCUGCUCUCUCCUCCCACAGGAUCCGAUCAGACCAGAGGCUCGUUAGCUUACCCGUUUCCGAUGGUCCUGGUUGGACGGUAUAUCUUACGACGUUGCUUGUCCUGUGUCGUGUACAGUUUGUGAUGCAGCUUAAUUCUCUUCUCCGGAUAUUGUACAUUUUCGUGGGCGGAGGUGUUGCUGGUAAUCCUGAAGGGGUUGUUGUGGAAGUUUGUUGAACAGCUGCCCACCCCUGUGGGAUUGAUCUUUCGGAUGCUUUUGAAAACUUUGGACUGAAUCCUGGUCUUCCGUAGCACUUUGAGGCAGCAGUUUUCUUUAAUCAAUCCUUUAAUUUUAGGAAGAUGUCUUUAACUGUAUUGGCUACAAUAUCUGCAGUUUUUUAUGUUGAUGUUUAUAAACUGUCUUGUACCGCUUUAAAAUAUACUAUAUCCACAUUUGCAGAUGUGAGAAACCUUUAAAUUUAAGCUCAUUUUGAGUCAUAUGGUGUAAGUUUAAUUUAUUUUUAUACUCUUCUAUAUAAGGAAAAUAUAAACACACACUCUACUUGCCCACAUAUCUAUAAACACAGGCACAUGAUAAACAUGAAAUACAUAAAAUCUGGCAAAGAAGAAUUUGCCAGGAUGUCAGGGACUGUUGAAAUAUGUAUGCCAUGUUAUGAAGUUCUUAUAUUACCAGUAGUCUCAUUGUUGCAGGUGUUGUUACCUUGAUGUAGAACUUGUGUAGUUGACCCCCUGAAAGGGAUUCCAGUAAGUACGGUGAGUGUCUCUUUUUCAUUGGCUGGGGGGCAUUUAACAGCAUGAUGUUGGCCAAUCCCCAUGUAGAGACCCCGGGAACCUGAAGGGGGAAAACCACCAUUCGUUUCUGUCCUAUUCUAAGCUUGUGAGAGUCAAACAAAGGUAACUCAGCCUGCUCCAUUUGAAUGUUUACUUUCUCUUUUCGAGCUUUUUGUCGUCACUCUCUUGAAUGGGAAUUUAGGAAAGAAAUGCUUCCAGUCUUUAUCAGGGAUAUUUUCUCCAUUUUAAGUGAGGCAUAUUGAAUUGAGUUGUACAGAUACAGCUUGCUUGAUCAAUCUUUUUCCCCCCAUGUCUUACGUAUUCGAAAUGUUGUGUGUCAGUGAUAGGAAUAGAAUACUUCAGGAUGCAAACCAUCUUGGCUUUUCAGGUGUGUACUUUUGGGAGAAUGGCUUACCGAUGUUAUACGAAACCAGACUAAUGGCUAUGCUGGUGGACU